Drosophila pseudoobscura is the source of this 1295-nucleotide messenger RNA. RefSeq names its product formin-2. Bases 128 to 1207 code for a protein of 359 amino acids. The transcript has 2 exons. The record is from RefSeq and is a predicted model, not a curated record. Lineage: Eukaryota; Metazoa; Arthropoda; Insecta; Diptera; Drosophilidae. Gene Ontology annotation, molecular function: protein binding.
UUAUUAAGGAAACCCGAACUGUGGAACAGGUUCUGAAGGAGGGCUUACGUAACAGUUGGAGGUGUUAUAUAAACUGUGCUCCGACUCCCCAAAAGGACAGAGAAGACCCUGCUGUUGACGAUUAAAGAUGUUCAAGAUUGUUCCUUUGGCCGCAGUGCUGCUGUGCUUCGCUACAGCGCAGGUUGUGCCAAAUGCAGAGAUCGGUCGGGUUACCAUCCAAGUGCCGUUGUUGUCUAAUGGAAAGCCAGUCAUUCUGGGCAGCCACGAAGGUGUUGAGGUGGCCCACGUAGAGGAGAUCAAGCCGGGAAAGAUCCAGGUACUCAAUGAGGUGCCUCCAACGCUCAGCAAAGUUCGGAGUGCGAGAUCCAUUGUAGAUCAUUCCAACGUAGGAAUCCCAAAUCCUGGUAUUCCCAACGAAGGAAUCCCAAAUCCUGGCAUUCCCAAUAGGGGAAUACCAAAUCCUGGCAUUCCCAACGAAGGAAUCCCAAAUCCUGGUAUCCCCAAUAGGGGAAUCCCAAAUCCUGGUAUUCCCAACGAAGGAAUCCCAAAUCCUGGCAUCCCCAAUGAAGGAAUACCGAAUCCUGGUAUCCCCAAUAGGGGAAUACCAAAUCCUGGCAUUCCCAACGAAGGAAUCCCAAAUCCUGGCAUCCCCAAUGAAGGAAUACCGAAUCCUGGCAUCCCCAAUGUAGGAAUACCGAAUCCUGGCAUUCCCAACGAAGGAAUCCCAAAUCCUGGCAUCCCUAAUGUAGGAAUACCGAAUCCUGGCAUCCCCAAUGUAGGAAUACCGAAUCGUGGCAUUCCCAACCAUGGCAUCCCAAUUCCUGAUGCUUCUGCGAUCCAACCUGUUGCUGUAAUGCCAACCCACCGCACCACCACCAGCCCCACGAUGACCACUACUACAGUACUGCCGAAGCGUGUCCCGUCCAAGAAUUGCCAUCACCUGCUGUUGGCUGGGAUGACCACCGUCUCACCCUUGGAAAUGAUGGCCACUCCGCCGGCAGAGAACUGCGACGAGCUGUGCACCAAGCACGAAUACAUGCCCGUCUGCGCCCACAACGGUGUGUGUGUCCACGAGUUUGCCAAUCAGUGUGUAAUGGACACUUUCAACUGUAAGCAUCGGGAUUUGUCUUUCCGCAGCGUGGAUGAGGAUGUUUGCCGGUUGGAAUUGUGCGCCAGGCGAUGCAAGGAGGAGGAUUUAAUGCUCUAGGACUAUGACAACAUACCCACUUAUUCCGUAUUCUUUAAGUCCAUAUAUCCGUCAAACAUAAAACAAAAAUAAUGAAUAUGUAAACCAA